This is a messenger RNA of Carica papaya (papaya), 992 nucleotides long. It is a transcript of the gene NPQ4, whose product is annotated as Chlorophyll A-B binding family protein. Lineage: Eukaryota; Viridiplantae; Streptophyta; Magnoliopsida; Brassicales; Caricaceae. The record is from RefSeq and is a predicted model, not a curated record.
CAUCCACAUCUCUCCCUUUGAUCUGAACAACACACGUUAGAUAUACCUCGAGUCUUUCUUCUCUCUUCACCAUUACAAAGAUUUACACUGAUCUCAAAUGGCUCAGACCAUGUUGCUCAUGCAUUCUACUCAUGCCGCUCUAGAUCUCAAGAAACAAUCUUUGCUCCACACCCAGCUCAGGAUUAAACCAUUUUCUCCUCUAUUUUUCAGCCCACUUCCCCCUUCAUCAUCAUCAUCUUCUUCUUCUUCUUCUAAACCAUUCACAACUCUUGCUCUCUUCAAGUCUAAAACCAAAGCUGCUCCUGCUAAAAAGGUUGAAAAACCCAAGUUGAAAACUGAAGAUGGUAUCUUUGGCACAUCUGGUGGGAUUGGUUUUACCAAGCAAAAUGAGCUCUUCGUUGGCCGUGUUGCCAUGCUUGGUUUUGCGGCAUCAUUGCUUGGGGAAGCCAUAACAGGGAAAGGAAUACUAGCACAAUUGAAUCUAGAGACUGGAAUUCCCAUUUACGAAGCAGAACCGCUUCUUCUCUUCUUCAUCCUCUUCACCUUGCUCGGUGCAAUCGGAGCAUUGGGUGACCGUGGAAGAUUCGUCGACGACCCUCCCACAGGUCUGGAAGGUGCAGUCAUCCGUCCAGGCAAAGGUAUCCGGGGAGCUCUCGGUCUCAACGAAGGAGGUCCUCUGUUUGGAUUUACAAAGGCGAAUGAGUUAUUCGUAGGGAGGUUGGCUCAGCUAGGUAUUGCGUUCUCUUUGAUUGGAGAAAUUAUAACAGGGAAAGGAGCUCUUGCACAGCUUAACUUCGAGACUGGCAUCCCCAUUAGUGACAUUGAGCCUAUUGUCUUGUUCAACGUUGCUUUCUUCUUCUUCGCUGCUAUUAAUCCUGGUACUGGCAAGUUUAUCACUGAUGAAGAUGAAGAAUAGAUUUCGUCGUUAUGAAAUAUGUGCAUCUCUUUUUUUUACCUCUCAUAUCAUAUUACUCUCUCUUCUUCUUCUCCAA